Acomys russatus (golden spiny mouse) is the source of this 1958-nucleotide messenger RNA. RefSeq names its product RB binding protein 4, chromatin remodeling factor (gene Rbbp4). Gene Ontology annotation, molecular function: histone binding. The record is from RefSeq and is a predicted model, not a curated record. The transcript is spliced from 12 exons. The coding region runs from base 144 to 1421 and encodes 425 amino acids. Gene Ontology annotation, cellular component: nucleus; NuRD complex; ESC/E(Z) complex. Gene Ontology annotation, biological process: regulation of gene expression. NCBI's taxonomy places the organism in Eukaryota, Metazoa, Chordata, Mammalia, Rodentia, Muridae.
GCGAGCCGGCCCCCUACGCACGGGCCGCAGGAAACAAUAGAGGCCGCGCGCGGAGCGAGCGCCCCGUCGCCUCCCCGCCCCUCCUGCAACGCACGACCCCGGGAUAUCCCCCCCCUCCAACCCCUCCCGGCUCGCCUGCCGCCAUGGCUGACAAGGAAGCAGCCUUUGACGACGCGGUGGAGGAACGUGUGAUUAACGAGGAGUACAAAAUAUGGAAAAAGAACACCCCUUUUCUUUAUGACUUGGUGAUGACCCAUGCCCUGGAGUGGCCCAGCUUAACUGCCCAGUGGCUUCCAGAUGUAACCAGGCCUGAAGGAAAAGAUUUCAGCAUUCAUCGGCUUGUCCUGGGAACACACACAUCGGAUGAACAAAACCACCUGGUGAUAGCCAGUGUGCAGCUCCCUAACGAUGAUGCUCAGUUUGAUGCAUCACACUACGACAGUGAAAAAGGAGAAUUUGGAGGUUUUGGUUCUGUCAGUGGGAAAAUUGAAAUAGAAAUCAAGAUCAACCAUGAAGGAGAAGUCAACAGGGCUCGGUACAUGCCCCAGAACCCUUGCAUCAUUGCAACAAAGACUCCCUCCAGUGAUGUCCUUGUUUUUGACUAUACAAAGCAUCCUUCUAAACCAGACCCUUCUGGAGAGUGCAACCCAGACUUACGUCUCCGUGGACAUCAGAAGGAAGGUUAUGGACUUUCUUGGAAUCCGAAUCUCAGCGGGCACUUGCUUAGUGCCUCAGAUGACCAUACCAUCUGCCUAUGGGACAUCAGUGCAGUUCCAAAAGAAGGGAAAGUGGUGGAUGCGAAGACCAUCUUCACAGGGCACACGGCGGUAGUGGAGGACGUUUCCUGGCAUCUUCUCCAUGAGUCUCUGUUUGGGUCAGUUGCUGAUGAUCAAAAACUUAUGAUUUGGGAUACUCGUUCAAACAAUACUUCCAAGCCAAGCCACUCAGUUGAUGCUCACACUGCUGAAGUGAACUGCCUUUCUUUCAAUCCUUACAGUGAAUUCAUUCUGGCCACAGGAUCGGCUGACAAGACUGUUGCCUUGUGGGAUCUGAGAAAUCUGAAACUCAAGUUGCAUUCCUUUGAAUCACAUAAGGAUGAAAUAUUCCAAGUUCAGUGGUCACCUCACAAUGAGACUAUUUUAGCUUCCAGUGGUACUGAUCGUAGGCUGAAUGUCUGGGACCUAAGUAAAAUUGGAGAAGAACAGUCCCCAGAAGAUGCAGAAGAUGGCCCACCAGAGUUGUUGUUUAUUCAUGGUGGCCACACUGCCAAGAUAUCUGAUUUCUCUUGGAAUCCCAAUGAACCUUGGGUGAUUUGUUCUGUAUCAGAAGACAAUAUCAUGCAAGUGUGGCAGAUGGCAGAGAACAUUUAUAAUGAUGAAGACCCUGAAGGAAGUGUGGAUCCAGAAGGACAAGGCUCCUAGACAUGUCUGCACUUGUGAUUUUAGACCCCUUGUUUUCCUCUGAAGCCUUGAGAUGGAUUUAACAUUGGUUUGAGACACAGACUUUAUUCAGUUCUCUGGCUACAGUAAGUGCCACCAACAGUGCUAUUAGCCCAAACCAUGGGUAUUUUCUAAAUCUUAAAACCUGAGGACUUAAUUCAACAAAGCCUUGUUGGUGGGCACCUGUCAGAGAGCUGAACGAAGUUUGUUUUUGUUGUGUGUGGGGGUUUUUUGUUUUUGUUUUAACUUGGGACCACCAAGUUGUAAAGAUGUAUGUUUUUACCUGGCAGUUGUACCACUGGUGAACUGUCAAGUUGAGAAAGAUUGAAUUGAUAGUUUGUAUUUGUUUUUAAAAUUAAAUUAAUCCUUGAUAAGAGUUGCUUUUUUUAGGGGUUAGUCUUUGACCACUAUAGUUUGAUGCCAUCUCCAUUUUGGUUGACCUGUCUCACCAUCAGGCCUGUUACUCUCCAUGACUAACUGUGUAAGUGCUUAUAAUGGAAUAAAUUGCUUUUCUAUAUA